Ailuropoda melanoleuca (giant panda) is the source of this 1629-nucleotide messenger RNA. RefSeq names its product radial spoke head component 9 (gene RSPH9). The coding region runs from base 669 to 1580 and encodes 303 amino acids. Gene Ontology annotation, cellular component: axoneme. NCBI's taxonomy places the organism in Eukaryota, Metazoa, Chordata, Mammalia, Carnivora, Ursidae. Gene Ontology annotation, biological process: motile cilium assembly; cilium movement involved in cell motility; axoneme assembly. The record is from RefSeq and is a predicted model, not a curated record. The transcript has 5 exons.
CCCCAAGGUGUGGGCUUGUACCUUGCCCCAGUGCUUAGGUCUCCAUUUGUCACUUGGGUGGAAUAGUCCUACGGAAGGGGUGAAUAGACACAUCUCAUGAAGACUGAGGAGAACGGAACGAUGGACCCCAGUCUGAAGGACCUGGCUUGGGGUGGGGGUUGAUUGUCUUGGAUUCCUAGACUUUGAGAGCCAAGAUCUCAAAUUCUUUUCUUCACACAAUUCUGAGGCCAAGAAGGGGCACAACGGAGUGAAGUAAUACAGCUAAGGUCACCGUCGUGUCGUUUUUCUUCCCAAGCCCUCAUUGCAUAUCUACAGUGAGGACUCAAUUAUUCAACUGUAGGAAAGGCUCGGAAAAGGCAAAAAUAUCCACGGAACCGGGGACCUUCAAUCCCACACGGUAGGCUACCUGUGUUAGGGGAAACCACGCCAUUACCGUGACAGCAGAACACGUGUGGUCCCCCACGUGAGAAGCAGGAGGACGGGAGCUAGUGUGCCCAGGCUUUGAGGAAGGAAGGGCUGUGUGGGGAGCAGGGCGGGCCUGAGGCUCCGAGCGGGCGGGGCCGGACGGCUGGAAUCCUUCCUGCGCGACGGAAGGGCAGAGCUUUGGGUCUCCGUGGAGACAGUUGCUCCUAGCAACCUGGCGGGCGUUGAUCGGAGCCGUGGGCGCGAUGGACGCGGAGAGCCUCCUGCUGUCUCUGGAGCUGGCGUCCGGCAGCGGCCAGGGCCUCAGCCCCGACCGUCGGGCCUCGCUGCUCACCUCCCUCACGCUGGUGAAGCGCGACUACCGCUACGAUCGGGUCCUCUUCUGGGGCCGCAUCCUCGGCCUCGUCGCCGAUUACUACAUCGCGCAGGGCCUGAGUGAGGACCAGCUCGCACCACGCAAGACGCUCUACAGUUUUUCUUGGGCUUCCUCCCUCAAGAGAAGGGGCGGUGGCAGGAAGCCUGGAAACCAGGAUCAUGGGGAUGUUGUUGGCAGCCUGAACUGCAUGGAAUGGAGCCUCUUGCCCCCGGCCACGGAGGAGAUGGUGGUGCAGACGUCUGUGGUGAAGGGUCGCUUCAUGGGGGACCCCUCGCAUGAGUAUGAACACACUGAGCUGCAGAAGACGAACGAGGGCGAUAAGGUCUUUGAAGAAGAAGUGGUGGUCCAGAUCAAGGAGGAGACCCGCUUGGUGUCUGUCAUUGACCAGAUUGACAAGGCUGUGGCGGUCAUCCCUCGAGGAGCCCUUUUUAAGACUCCUUUUGGACCUAUCCACGUCAAUCGGACCUUUGAAGGACUGUCCUUGUCUGAAGCCAAGAAGCUCAGUUCCUACUUCCACUUCAGGGAGCCUGUUGGGCUGAGGAACAAGACCUUGCUGGAGAAGGCUGACCUGGACCCUUCCCUGGACUUCAUGGACUCCUUAGAGCAUGACAUCCCCAAAGGGUCCUGGAGCAUCCAGGCGGAGAGGGGCAACGCCCUGGUGGUGCUGCGAAGCCUGCUCUGGCCGGGCCUCACCUUCUUCCACGCUCCGCGCACCAAGAACUGUGGCUACAUCUACGUGGGCACUGGCGAGAAGAACACAGACCUCCCCUUCAUGCUGUAGGAGGGGGCAGCCGGGAGUGUCUGCCGAGUCUAAACAGGACUUUCAUAAA